Messenger RNA from Dioscorea cayenensis subsp. rotundata (Guinea yam), 1104 nucleotides. RefSeq names its product homeobox-leucine zipper protein HOX11-like. Bases 70 to 882 code for a protein of 270 amino acids. Gene Ontology annotation, molecular function: DNA-binding transcription factor activity, RNA polymerase II-specific; sequence-specific DNA binding. The transcript has 4 exons. Lineage: Eukaryota; Viridiplantae; Streptophyta; Magnoliopsida; Dioscoreales; Dioscoreaceae. Gene Ontology annotation, biological process: regulation of DNA-templated transcription. The record is from RefSeq and is a predicted model, not a curated record.
UGGGGCUUCUGUUUAUCUUUGUGCUUUCAGUUUUCUUUUUCUUUGGAGUUGAAGAAGAAGAAGAAGAAGAUGGAGUUAGGGUUGAGUUUAAGACUUGGUGCGGCGGCGGUGAUGGUGGAGGAUACGGAGGAGUGUUCUGGUGAUCCGCCGGUGCAGCUUGAUCUCCUUCCUAGAGAACCUGUUCAUCGUCUUCAGUGUUCUUCUUCUUCGCUUGCCCUUUGUUGGCAUCCUGAUAAUGUGAGAAACAUCGAGGCAUCUACUAGAGGUUUUGACGUGAACUGCAUGCCAUCAACGGAGACUGAUAACGAGGCGGCGCCGCCACCACCGUCCCCUAACAAUAGUUCUGGCUCCCCUCUCCCUCUUGACCGCGCCUGGUCCCGUGCUAGUGAUGAAGAUGAGAAUAAUCUCUCCAGGAAAAAACUUAGACUCUCCAAAGAUCAAUCCGCCUUCCUUGAAGAAAGCUUCAAAGAACACAACACUCUCAACCCUAAACAAAAGCUAGCUCUUGCCAAACAAUUGAAUCUCAGACCAAGACAAGUUGAGGUCUGGUUUCAGAACAGAAGAGCAAGAACAAAGCUUAAGCAAACGGAAGUGGACUGUGAGUACUUGAAACGUUGCUGUGAAACUUUGACUGAAGAGAACCGGAGACUGCACAAGGAGCUCACCGAGCUGCGAGCGCUCAAGGCCACAGCGGCGCAUCCUCUGCUCUCGCACCUCCCGGCGACCACGCUCUCGAUGUGCCCGUCUUGUGAGCGCGUGUCGUCGUCUUCGUCGAGCGCGGCCGCCGGGAAGCCUGGUACUACGGCGGCGCCGUUCUCUUCGGCUUUCCUCUCUAGGCCUCGGUUUUUCCCUUUUGCUCCUCAUCCUUCUGCUGCUUCCUAAGGUUUCCCCUCUCUUGAGGACUUUUUUUGUAAAUAUUUCCCUUUUCUAGGGAGUUUAUCUUAUUUAUUUUUGGGGGGUUUUCUUGGUUUUCCCAAUGGAGGGGGUGAGUUGUAAUUUUUUGGUUUCUUUUUUAGUGAAAAAACAAAAAAGUAUUACAGCCUUGUAAGAGGACUUGUUGUUUUGAGGGUGGUAACAGUAAUAUGAUAACUUCUUGAGGACUUA